Messenger RNA from Harmonia axyridis, 1248 nucleotides. Its product is annotated as phosducin-like protein. Bases 155 to 1000 code for a protein of 281 amino acids. Gene Ontology annotation, biological process: regulation of G protein-coupled receptor signaling pathway. The transcript has 2 exons. Lineage: Eukaryota; Metazoa; Arthropoda; Insecta; Coleoptera; Coccinellidae. The record is from RefSeq and is a predicted model, not a curated record.
CAUCAAAUCCCAUUUCUGUGCUUUUUGUUUGGAACCUUGAUCUUUUUAAUUUUAAUUGAAAGAAUUGUUUCUUAUCCUUAAUUCACCAAUUAUUUUAUUUGAAUGCGAAUUUUAGUCAGUUAUGAAUUGACAUUGAAAAUUAAAACUAACUAAAAUGGCAACUUUAGAAGAUAAAAUUUUAGGUGAUAAAUUACACAAUUAUUGUAGUAGCAGUGAGGAUGAAGAUGAAUGCGAAAAUUCUGAUACGGAAUCAGGAAAACAUGUGAAAAAAACUGAAGAAACACCUUCGAAUCCGCCGGAAAUUGAUGCCUGGGAAGGAACCUCAACCAACACAGGGCCAAAAGGUGUAAUUAAAGACUGGCAAAGAUAUAAACAACUUGAAAAUGAAAAAAGAGCUGAAGAUGAAAAAGAAAAAUUAGAACUGCUGAAAAAACUAACUUUGACUGUUCAAUCAGCUCUGGAUGAAGAAAAGGAAAAAGCAGCAGCUGAAGAUCCUGAGUUAGCUGAGCUCUUAGAUGAUGGAUUCCUUUUAGACUAUCAGAAGCAAAGAAUGCAAGAAAUGUUUGAACAAGUGAAUCAUAAUAUAAAAUUUGGUCAAGUUACUUCUCUCUCUACAGGACAAGAAUUCCUCGAUGCCAUUGAUAAAGAACAUAAGUCAGUAAAAGUUAUCGUACAUAUUUAUGAGAAUGAUGUUGAUUCUUGUAGAGUUAUGAAUAACUGUCUGAUAAAACUAUGCAAAUUGUACCCAUAUGUUAAAUUCUGUUCCAUAGUCAGUUCUAAGGCAGGAAUGACGAAUAAAUUUAAAUCUAGUGGUGUUCCAGCUCUUCUUGUUUAUAAGGCAGGCAAUCUUAUAGGAAAUUUUGUUAAACUUGCUGAUGAACUUGGUAAUGAAUUCUUGCCAGAAGAUGUACAAGAUUUUCUUGUUGAGCAUGGAAUGCUAGAAGAUAAAUCUUGUAAACCUACAAUUAUCAGAUCUCAAUAUGAUUCAGAUAGUGAUUGAAUUAUUUAUAUUUAUUAGAGGUAUGUUAGAUUUUAAAAAGUUCUAUAUUAAUUUUCUAAGAGAAGUUCUAAAUUAACAACUUAUUUCUGUUGAAUAUCACACAAACUUAUGUUGGUUUUGAAACUGUGAGUCAAAUUUUUGUUUUUUUAUCAAAAUUUGCAUUCUAGAAUGCAUCAAUAUAUGUGGUAAUAAUUUGUUAUUUCGAAAUUUUUGUUGAGAUGAUGGAAACAAAUAAAAUGUUUACCAAC